AUGGUCACAAGUGCGCAAUCUGAGCACAAAAACGCUUCUGAAGCAGUGUCUGACUCGAAUGACAACGAGAUGGUGCAGUCGAAUGGUGAACAACAACACACUUUCGUUAGUUCAUCGGUGGAGCAGGAACGAGAACGUCGUGAACAGCGCAAAAGCGACGAAGACGAAGAGAACCUUCCCAUUCGACAUGUGGUGAUCGAUGACGAGGAUGAUGAGAGUAGUGAGCGAGGCGUUUCAGAGCCACCCAAUGAAACCUAUCACACGUCCGGGUUGCCUUAUGGGGAUCAUAACUACGGUGAAAUAUCGGCCAGAUCAGCGAAUUCGUCGCGAUCAACCGACGAAGGUUCAGAGCAUUUCCCAGUGAUUGCUGGAUUGGCAUCGUAUUUUGGUGACAAUGAAAACGAGCAACAACAACAACCACCGAAUGGGUUGUUGCAACGCAAUACUGCUGUCACUUCGGCUGCGGCCGUUACUGCGGAUCCUUCACCAAUAUCCUAUAGAGCAUCGAUUCGUGACGCAUACUAUCGUAAUGGUGAUCAAGGAGGUGGCAGUGGGAAUGCAUAUUCAAUGCAGUCCUACAAUUCAUUACCAUCAACAACCUCGUAUCGCAUUACACCUAAUCCAACAGCGAAUUUUGUGACAAUUGGAGGUCGUACGUAUGUUCGUCAAAUGACCCAAAAUAUACCACAGGGCUAUCGAUCUGGACCAAGAGAGAGUUACUCAAGUGGUUCAGUUAGUGGACCGUCAUCGAAUGCGACGGCAACGUAUACAGGGCCACGUCGAAUGAGUGUAGGCGGAUUGACUCAACUGAAAAGGACAACUGUGAGACCAAGGUAA
Molecule: messenger RNA, 837 nt
Organism: Anisakis simplex (herring worm)
Lineage: Eukaryota; Metazoa; Nematoda; Chromadorea; Rhabditida; Anisakidae
Source: the annotation of a GenBank genome assembly